CUCUCUCUCUCUCUCUCUCUAGCUCCCUCUCUGUAUUUCAGCUGCAGUUUAGCCUCAGCUCACUCUGCUUUCUGCGAACACACAGCAUUAACUCUGACACUUACUGACCCCAAACAUGGCUGCUGCUAAUCGGGUGAUCGUGUAUGGAGGGAGAGGAGCUCUGGGCUCCAAGUGUGUGCAGCAUUUUAAAUCCAAAGGAUGGUGGGUUACUUCCAUCGAUAUGGUUGCAAACGAGGAGGCAAACGACAACGUGAUUGUGAAGUCGAGUGAAUCUUUUAACGAGCAGGCAGGACAGGUGACGGCAGAUGUGGCCCAGUUGCUAGGGGAACUCAAAGUGGACGCCAUCUUGUGUGUGGCCGGAGGCUGGGCGGGAGGAAGCUGUAGCUCCAAAGAUUUAUACAAGAACACUGAUCUGAUGUGGAAACAGAGUGUGUGGACCUCCACUAUCUCCAGCCACCUCGCCACUCUGCACCUCAAACCAGGCGGACUGUUGACUUUGGCUGGAGCUAAAGCAGCUCUGUCAGGCACUGGAGGCAUGGUGGGCUACGGCAUGGCCAAAGCUGCAGUCCACCAGCUGUGUCAGAGCCUCGCAGCGAAAAACAGUGGGAUGCCUUCAGGAGCGGUUGCUGUUGCGAUACUACCGGUUACCUUGGAUACGCCGAUGAACAGGAAGUUCAUGCCUGACGCAGAUUUCAGUUCCUGGACGCCGCUGGAGUACAUCGCAGAAAUUUUCUUCAGCUGGACCACAGGAGUGAACCGUCCGGCUUCAGGCAGCCUGAUGGAGCUGACGACCUCCGGAGGGGAAACCCAGGCCGUGCCAGCGCAGUGAAGUGAGAGAGGAGGCGGUGAUGGCAGAGAGAGAGAGAGAGAGAGAGGGAGGAGAGGUAGGGAGAGAGACCGACAGAUGAGAGGAGGAGGAGGAGAUGAGGAAGGGGGUGUGGAGGUGAAGCAGAUAGAUUGUGACAGAGAGAAACUGGAUACAAUAAGGAGGUGGGGAGGAGACGGCUAGAUGGGUUUGUUAGGGAGGGGUGAGGAAGAAGAGGGAGUAUGAGGGAGGAGGGCUUUCAUUGCAAAAGCUGCAUCAGAGCGCCAUCUAGCUGUAAACCCUGACAGUAAUCUCCACUGUUUUAUCUCCUGUAAUCGUAUGGAUGCUCUCUCCACUCUCUUAACAAAUAUGAGAAGGUAUUCAAAGUAUUCUUUCAAAGAUCAGUGAGGUGUGUUUAAUGAAAAGUAUUUCAUUUAAAAUGUGUUGCUCUUUUCUUGGUCAAGACUGUGUGGAAGCAGUCAAUGAUUUUAGACAGGUUUAUUAUAAUUCUGUGUCUUUGCAGUGUUGCUACAAUUAGUAUAAUGAAAAGCAAGAAAGGUCAGUAUGGUUUGAUGUUGCGUUCCCAGCGGCUCACAGACCCUAAAGUCACACAGACACAUUGAUGUGGAAGUUGUUCAGUGAAUGAAAACAAUUAUUCUCGCGAUUUGUACCGCCUGCAUAUCCAAAAUCAGAAAUGGCAGAACAUCCUCUAAAGAAAGGGGGUCUAACUCGGUACAAUCGACAAUCACACUUUUUAACAGCAAAUGUUUAAAUCAUAAACAUUUAUUUUAAAUGUUUUGCCAAAGAAAAGUUACAAACAUGUUUUUUAUGCUUUCAAUAAUAGAAACUCUCUAAGAAAAUGCCUGAAAUGAAUAACCCGUCUAAACUUUUCCCCCACCCCUUCAAAAUGUACAUCGGGAGUUUCAUACCUUUGUUAGCUGCAGUCAUUUCCUUUACCAUCUGUGAAACCCAACACAAUAAUUUGGUCCUCUGUGUCUCGUCUCUAAACGUCCUCUGCAGAAAAGUAAAAGAAAGCCGUUGUCCUCUUCUCUCGUACGGACAAUCCAGUUUAAAGUGGAGUGGCCUUGCUUCCUGUGUGUAGCAAAAAGUCAAAGUGUCCUUGGUGUCCACCGUGUGCAAAAGGUGCUCUGUUCCUGUUCCUGUUUUCUAAGUCGUGUAUUGUAACUGUGUCAAAUUCUCAAUAAAAACAGUCGGAAUACAAAGAAAA
Eleginops maclovinus (Patagonian blennie) is the source of this 2033-nucleotide messenger RNA. It is a transcript of the gene qdpra, whose product is annotated as quinoid dihydropteridine reductase a. Bases 116 to 829 code for a protein of 237 amino acids. Gene Ontology annotation, molecular function: NADPH binding; NADH binding; 6,7-dihydropteridine reductase activity. Lineage: Eukaryota; Metazoa; Chordata; Actinopteri; Perciformes; Eleginopidae. The record is from RefSeq and is a predicted model, not a curated record. Gene Ontology annotation, cellular component: cytoplasm. Gene Ontology annotation, biological process: L-phenylalanine catabolic process; tetrahydrobiopterin biosynthetic process. The transcript is spliced from 7 exons.